UUAACAACAAAAUCAAAUAAACUACAAGAAAAGAAAAAAGAAGGAAAAAAAGAGAGUCGAGAUAAAAAUACCAAAACAGUACAGUGAUAUACACAGUAUCACUCAAAUGAGCUGGAAGUAUACAGUGAUGUACUGAGGUAAACUGUCCCACAGCUUAUAGCAGCAACUACAGAAAAAGCUUGAUUGUUUCUUUUUUAAUUCCAGUAUUCCUGUGACACCUAAAAGUCUCUACAGCAUUUAUGGUUUAUUGUGCAAAUACAUAUUCUUGAGGGAACUGAAAAUGAUGUGUUAGCUUUAAACUGAAGUGCCCUGAAAUACAGCUAUCCAGGGUCAUAGUGUGACGUGUAAGGUCCAUCAAUAUUUAAGAGAGAUCAUCACUAGAAAAACUCUGAACAUUUGUUUGAUGCUAUGAUGCAUUUUAACAAAAACGAAGGUUCUGAAGAAAUUUUGAAAACGGAGAUGGAUUAUGAACGCUCAAGAGCUCAGAAAGAUGGUCCAUGUGGCAGGCGGAUGGGUAUCCUUAUGCUUCUGGGAACGGUUGGCAUGGUGAUUUCCAUGGCAAUAUUAUUUGUCAUUUGUGGUGACCUGGUUAAGAAGGUUACUAAGGUGGAGAAUUCAGUGUCCAGUCUGAAUUUAUAUUUGAACAAAUCCACUGAUCCAGUGACCAAUGGAAGUCCAGAAAAGAGGUUGUCUGAUAUUGAAAGGUUGAUGAACAAUCUUGGAUCAUCAUUGAGUUCACUCACAUCCAAACAAGAUCUGAGAAGACUCGAUGAGAAACUCAUAAGCAGACUGAAUGAACUGAAAGCCCAGAUUAACACCAAAUCAUCUUCAGAUAAACCGGUAUGUAACUGUAAAUCUGGCUGGAUCCAGUAUGGAAGCAGCUGUUAUCUGUUCUCCAGUAACACAUUCAACUGGAUGGAGGCACGAGAUUACUGUAAAAAACAGGGAGCAUCGCUACUGAAACUCGAUGGGAGCGACGACGAAUGGGGAUUUUUGACAGGUACAACCGGAACAGUCCCUCACUGGAUUGGUCUGACGGAUCAGACCACAGGGCAGUGGAGAUGGACAGACGACACUCCUUACACGGAUAAAAAUCGUUGGGGUGAAGGACAGCCGGAUGACUGGAAAGAACACGGACUGGGAGAGGGGGGAGAAGACUGUGGCCAUAUAACGUAUAGGCAUACAUUAAAUGAUGCCCACUGCUCUUCAAAAUAUAACUGCAUUUGCAAAGUGUAAAACUAAACCUAAAGUAACUGAAAUACGGCAAGAUGAUCUGAAAUGAAUACUUCAGGACAUCAGUUUUGUAGUUGAAAGCAAAAUCAAAAGUCCUCAGG
This is a messenger RNA of Paramisgurnus dabryanus, 1334 nucleotides long. RefSeq names its product asialoglycoprotein receptor 1-like. The record is from RefSeq and is a predicted model, not a curated record. NCBI's taxonomy places the organism in Eukaryota, Metazoa, Chordata, Actinopteri, Cypriniformes, Cobitidae.